Messenger RNA from Candidozyma duobushaemuli, 2652 nucleotides. RefSeq lists its product as uncharacterized. Gene Ontology annotation, molecular function: DNA binding; DNA-binding transcription factor activity, RNA polymerase II-specific; zinc ion binding. The transcript has a single exon. Gene Ontology annotation, biological process: DNA-templated transcription; regulation of DNA-templated transcription. Bases 1 to 2652 code for a protein of 883 amino acids. The record is from RefSeq and is a predicted model, not a curated record. NCBI's taxonomy places the organism in Eukaryota, Fungi, Ascomycota, Pichiomycetes, Serinales, Metschnikowiaceae.
AUGAACGUCCAAGCAAAGAAAAACAGAAAGAUCUCAUGUGUCCACUGCCGAAAACUCAAACGCAAGUGUGACGGCGAACUGCCGUGUCUGAACUGCCAGAAGCGAAACAUUGUCUGUGAAUACUCCCCAACGGACAGACGCAGCCAGCGGUUCUCCUUGGUGUACAUUAAGUCCUUGGAAACGAAUGCUGAAAUCUACGAAAACAUUCUUAACGAGUUGGUGCUGUUGCGUGGCGACAAGGACGCCUUGGCAGCCAAAUUGUCUUCUUUGGAAUCGACUUUCCCUGUCACGGCUCUGCCCAAACCAUUGCACCAGUUGCUGGAAGAAAUGGCCUCCAUCCAGCUGAGUGAGGUUAGCGUCGAAAACGAACGUGCCCAUCUUGAUGACGAAGAAAACUACUACGGCCCAGGAUCCAUCUACCAUUUCGGCGAGUACACCACGCCCGAACUGCUGAAAGGGCUGCCGCCAGAACAAGUCCUCACUGGCUUGGAAACGGUGCACACUAACUACGACUUCAUCAAGAGCGUGGUGGUCAAUUUCUUCACCCACCAGUGGCCGCUGCUGAACUCCUACUAUCUCGAUAAAAGCGCUAUUUUGGCAGACCUUCACAAGGGCAACGUUUUUAAUAGCCCUCACGUUUCGGAGGAACUUCUUUAUGCAAUUUGUGCCAACUCCGAACUGCUUUCUUACGAGGCUGCCGAUGCGUACAAGCUUUUGGCGUUGAGCAAGGUAUAUCCCACGGAGGUGAAGCUGCUGAUACCGUUGGCGCAAGCUUACAUGCUUUUGGCAGCUCAUGAGUUCUCUCUCGGCAAGGUGACUAGUGGCUGGCAGCUUUCUGGGUCAGCUAUGCGAAUGGGCUUUGAUUUGGGCUUCCACCACAAUGACGGGCCUGAUUUAUGUCCCAGAAAGAACCGUCUUUUAUUUGGCUUCAUGCUCAUUGACUCAUACAUUUGCAUGGCAGUCGGAAGGCCGAACACCAUCACACAGAACAAUGUGCCCGUUACGCGAUUGCCUGAAGAAGACGAUGCCAACUUUCACAAUAUUCGUGAUAUUGUGCUGCUAUUGGAACUCACAAGACCAAUGCAUAAGGCUACUUACGAACCAAUCCUGUUCAACAAAGACCCCCGAAUCAACUACUUGUUGAAAUUCAACCGGUCCAAGAUGUUUAAUGUGAAGAUCUUGAAGUGGAAGUCGGAUCUUGAUCCUGCUUCUCACUGGCUGUACGCACUGCUCAAAGCGCUGGACGAUUUGGCAUAUCAAAAUCAUAACCUCAAGUUCUUGUACUGGUAUAUCCUUCUUUUUAUCAACAAGCCUUUCUUGCAUGUUCCACGCCAGUACUCUGCGGGCUAUAUCAUCGAGGAAAUGUCCAAGGAGGUGCAUUUGAUUGUCUGCCUGCGUCUUGAGCGUAUGGAAAGAGAGGCGAGAGCUCAGCAGCUUCACCCUCUCGAAUUAAUGAAGUUCGUGCGUUAUGAACAAUCUGAUCCGUACCACUGGGCUACCUUGGAUAUCUGUAUGAUUACGCUCUUGUCACAUGUUGUGGUCACUUUGAUUAUGGAUCACCCUAACAGCUACUUGUACAUGGAGAAGCAUUUGAAGGCUUACACAAGAUACCUCAAUGGUGUGAGUGCCAGAAAGUACAAGUGUAAGUUCAACGCUAUGGAGCGUCUCUUGGAAAGAUACAAUGAAUGGAGAUCUUCUCGCACAGAUUUACCUGCGGUGAAACUGGCUCCAUCAGAGGAAGCCUACGAGAUGAAGCAACUCAAGGAAAGUAUAGACGAAGCAUCACCACAUUCUCUUCUGACAGGUUCAGAACACGCAGAGACCCCAGGUUCAGCCUACGGCAUCACUUCGGGAAGUGAUUCUAAUCUGCCCUUUGAUAAGAAGGUCAAGAACGAAAGCAGACCCGACUAUGUUGAUCCCAACCAGAACCUUGCUCCGCCUCCACCUUUCCAAGCUCCUCCAUAUCAACAACAGCCUCCACUUCAAAUGAUGGAGCGGGUUCAGUUUGACAAUGCGCAGAUGGGACCACCCUUUUUCCAACCACCUGCCCAUGGAUUUGGACCUUUUGGCAUGCCACAAGGCCCCAUGCAUCACCAAGCUCCGCCACACAAUAUGCCAGCUCCAGAAUCUCAUCCACCAAGACCACCUAAUCAACCGCACCCACAGCACAAUCCUCCACAAGUGACACCCAUGACGUAUGGCCAGAUGCCACCCCAGGUUGGUGAGGUUCAAAGCACGCCACAUGGCGCAUAUAGCGUGCCACAGUCGAUCCCUACCAUGUCUGGUGAGCCGUCACUUGCAUCUGUGCCUCUGUACCAGGGUACCAUAAUAGACAAGGAAACGUCAGAUCUGCAGAGCAAUAGAUUCACAAGCAGAAGUUCUGUUCCUUCUCAAUUUGAGAAUUACACCAUGGGUGACGCUUUACCACAAGAAGGUAACUUGCAACAGAACAUCAAUUUUUACGAGGCCAUGACCCAGCCAUUACCAGACACGCUUGGCUUCAACGAGUUUCAAACAGACCGCCCAUCAUCUAGCGAUAAUAUUGGUCAAAUGAUGAAUACUUUGUUCAGCAACACAGGAGAAGAGUUUGAGGCCCCCACGGAUCAGUUUAAUUGGGAUAAGCUUUUCGACGAGAAGUACGCUGUUGCAUAG